This is a messenger RNA of Polypterus senegalus (gray bichir), 5986 nucleotides long. RefSeq names its product centrosomal protein 19 (gene cep19). The transcript is spliced from 5 exons. The record is from RefSeq and is a predicted model, not a curated record. Gene Ontology annotation, cellular component: ciliary basal body; centriole; centrosome. NCBI's taxonomy places the organism in Eukaryota, Metazoa, Chordata, Cladistia, Polypteriformes, Polypteridae. Gene Ontology annotation, biological process: trans-Golgi to periciliary membrane compartment transport; microtubule anchoring at centrosome. Bases 365 to 847 code for a protein of 160 amino acids.
GCAACUCGGACCAACGAUAAACCUGGAUUGAAGGGAAGGUUGGGAAUCGGUUGGACUCUUUUUUUCGCAAGAGGCUGUUGACUUAAGUUCACCUUUACUCGUCUCGGGAUGAAACAGUUAUGGAUAAAGGACCCAAUUUAAUAUUAGCAACAUCAUGAAAUCACAAACAGGAGUUCACUUUUAUCAGAAGCACCCCUUCCUCACCCCUGAACACUUGUCAGUUGCUGACUACUAAGCUGGGAAAUGCUGAUAUCUGAACAGGUAGAAACGGCUGUCCCAGGGUUAAAAUUGGAGCCGAAAAGAAGCACCAGUUUGCUCCACAUUUGCCGCUUCUCCAAAACGCUGCACAUCUAGUCCAACUGAAAUGUCUGUGGUGGCAAAGAAAUGUGGGGUUAAGUUUUCUCCCCCUGCUAUUGUCUUGAUUUAUGAAGACAAGGUGAAAAAUCAGACCCGAAAGAGAGUGAUGCCCGUAAGGAAUUUCUUCAGGUUUUCAGACUGCAGCGAGGCAGCUGAGCACCUGAAAAAAAACCCACGUCACCGUACAUACCUACAAGGAGUGCCACUGGAGCAACUGGAAAAACUUUAUCACAUUCUACGAGACCACCUCCUGGGAAAAUGUUUGGAGCAGAGUUUGGCAGCAGUUACCUUGGAUCCAGAAGAAGAUCUGAACAAACUCGAUGAGCAUGAGCUGACAAAGAAAAAACAGCUGAUGGACCAGCUGUUUCAGAAGAACCAAAAGAAGAAAGGGGAUCCAGACUUUGUGUACGAUCUGCAGGUAGACUUCCCAGAGCAGGAUCGCAUAGAGUCUUGUAGCUGGGAUGAUGACGAUCAAUCAGAAAAGUUUUAAUCUUUGCAAACCACACCAGAGUUGUGUGGGUGUUUAGUAGCAUCUCUGAAAUUCACCAUACUUCACACUUUGACAAAGUGUUACUGGAAACAUUGAUAGGGGCUUCAUUUAUAAGGCUUGUGUAUGCACAAGAAAGAGGCUUGAAAAGUGUGUACACAACUUCACUAAGCUAAAGGCACAAUUUAUAAAGAAAAAAUCGUGAUGCAAAAGCUUGCGUACAUUUACUACAACUCUGGCUAGCGCGUACACAACAUUUGAGUUACUGGGAAAUGACGACUCACACCAAUGAUAAUUCAUUAUCACCAAGCUGAUGAUAUAUUGUCCGUUGACGUAAACAAAUAUGUUAGGCACUGAAAUUGAUGAAUAUGAUUUGUAGACUGCAUUUUCGGUUCCCUUUGAAGAGGGCCAAUGCUGCAUAUUGCACUGAAGAACAUUUUUGUUUUUUUGUCAGUUUAUAUCGGCUACCUGUUGUCACUUCUUAGACACCUGGCUGACAGGUCAGGGAUAUUUCAGGCAAACGUCACUCCGUCAUGCCCGCUGUGAUGGAAUCAAUUAACUGACCGGUGAGACAAUACAUCCAGUUUUCAUAUCAUGUGGGAGCACAUACAUAAAACAUAACAUAUUUUUGUCAGCAUAAAAGGGCAUACUGCAUUCUCCUCAGGGAACUAGCAGGAAUGAAACUGCUUUUGUUAACUGUGAGCAGUGACAAUACAUUAAUGUACAAUUAAACUGUGAUGCCAAGAUAUUAUUGGCAAACCUCAUGCCUCAGUUGGCCUGGGUCAAUCCGUGAUUCAUUUAUUUUAAACCAAAUAGCUUUGGCAGAUGUGACGGUGCUGUAUGUGGUGGCUGGCUUGUUGGUAUGGUAACUGGCUGAACCCUCGUUUUUUCAUGUGGCCUUUACUAUUCAUUGUAACUGCAAUCAUGUCAUUACAUGGGCCAGGUAAUAAUGGCUACCCACUGAUACAUUAACGCCUUAUGCCUUUCCCAUAUCCCCCAGAAUGCAGAGGAGAGGCAGUGUAAUCCCAGUGGAGGAACACAGCCACACACCCUUGAAUUUGGGGUUAGGGUCUCAAUGCAUCAAGUGGGAGACUGCUCUACCAGUCAGUAAAGUUCUGAAGCAUUGUGACUGCUUAUGAAUAAGGUUGAUUGCCACGAUCCAUUGAGUAUGUGGAUGUUUCAGGACAAUGUAUGACGCACGUUCAUGUACGCGUAUUUGCAAGACAAUAACGAUUAAUAAUGAGAAAAUUGCUUAGAAAUGUGCAUACACCAGGUUUUAUCAAAUCUAAUUUUUGACCAUAUGCAUAUUUUUCACACAGUUUUAUAAAUUAGGUACUAGAUACAGCAAGUGGGGUACUUUUCUUAUUGCUAGAACCACUAUGUGUCAAGUCAAAACCACCAAAAAUAAUUCAGUGAAUCGUGUUUGCUGUUUGAGGUUAACAAAAGUUUAAAAGCUUGGGUAUUUGGCUAAAAUAAUCCUUUGCAAAGACCAUAUGAAAUAGCAAAAUUCUUAUUUCAUUCUACAUAUGAUAGAGGAUAUAGUUAUAAAUAGUACUGUCUUCUGGUGGAGUAUCAUAUAGUUUUAAAGCUGCCACAAUGGUUUACAUUAAAACAGAUGUCAGGCUUCAAUCCCAGUUAUCACUAGGUUGACUUAACCUUUCCUAAACAUACCUUAAUAUGUGUCCCCUGAACCAUAAUAAGCCCUCAAUUAUGACAGACUGAAUGAUUUCCUUAUACUAAUAAUGUAUCGAACUCUUGUAUAUACAUUGCAGUACAACCACUGCUUUCCAGUGAUCAUGGACUGAACAAACUUGAUGACACUGAGGCACAAGUUUAGAAUAAACACUCAUUCAUUUUUAUUGACCCGUUUUCCAAUUUUAUUAUCACAGGAUAUGCUACUGCUGUUCCCUAAAUGCAGUGGCACAAUACUUUCCAGGAGUGCGGUUGCAUUGGCUCUCUGGUCAUAAAGUCCCACACUCACGUUUAGUCUUAAGUCUGUUUAACAGAAAGAUUUAUGAAACCAGCAUUCUAUAUCUCAGUGUUUAAACAAUUGAAUAGGAACAUUUUGAAAUGAUUGUUGUGUAAAAAGUGUACACUGGGUUUGAAUUAUGCAGGGGUGUAUAAAUAUUGCUAGGAUCUCAAAAUGUACUAUUUCUUUGAAUGUUGAAUAAAAUUGAUGUUUUUUUUAGUCACAAUUAGGUCUUAAUAUAGCCUAAAUGUCUUCUAUAUGAACAACCUAUGCACUUUGAACUCAGUCCAUCCCACUAAAACUCCCUACAAGAAAAGAGCAUCACUUAUUAGGAGUUUGAGUCAUCCAGAUGUUGGAGAGACAGGUUUUUGUUUCAACCAUUUUUUAUAUAAUGUCUAUCAUUUUGUUAACUAACUUGUUUACUGAAACAACUUGUUCUAGCUGUGGGUCUGCUGUCCCACAAUUAAAAACAAGGCUAACUUAAUUUUGAAAUUCAAAGAAAGUACCACGCUUCAAUGAUGUUUAGGGAACAGAGGUCUCCUUAUUACUAAUGUUUUUUUUUUUUUGCUCCACUUCAGUUCACUGGUCUGUCAGGUGGCAGUUAACAAAGAGUUACAAACACAGUAUAAAGGGAGAAUCAAAGUAAAGUGUUGCAAUAUUUUCAAUUUGUGUGCUCAUCAUUAAGUAGCUAAUUUUGGCAGGUUUUGGGGUUGGAUGAUCAAAAACAUUUGGCUGAUUAAGCGAAGCACAUGUAAAUCCAAUUGUAAAAAUACCAAACAUAAACUUGCUAUAAUGUUCACAUACCUUUUCGACGCCCCACCAGUAAAGCACUUUGUCUUGCGUGUACUGCCACUUAGCUGUAGCUGACAUUUUUGUCCCCAGAAGUUAGUCCUUCACAUUGAUGAAUAAGUUACAAGGGCCCAAGUUGGAACAAAAUGGUGAAUGUGCAAUCUGUACAUAUACCUGGGAUCACACAGCAGGCCUGCACCUCAUGCAGUGUAAGAAGAAGUCUUGUCAUGAAACAGAAGGGGAUGGUCAACAGCUUUUUGAAGUCCUUUUCCCCAGGUAACCACCACAAACAGCAAAGCGUGUCAGCAUAACGGUCUGGGCUUUUAAGGCAUAUUAUCAAUAUGAACUACAUCCUCGUCAGCACAAAACAAUGGAGGACAUUAUCCUGCCAAUUUUUUGUUGAUGGAGAAUCAGCACACUUCCACUGUUUUGAUUAUUGCUUGGACUCUGGAGUAACAUCCAGUUAUGAAACCCCUCCUCAGUUUCUUUUGUUCAGAAUUCUCCUCCGAACGGCAGAUGUGGCAAUACAUCUUUAGGAGUCAACAUUCUUGGCACCCAAACAUGCAAAGACCAUGCUCAUAUUUAAUGGUUCAUAAAGAAUGGAUUCAUCUGAUCCAUAACUACAAUAUCAUUAUUUGAUUCAUUAUGACUCACUCCAUGGUAGCAACAUCAACUUCCGCUGAGGGUGUCAAUGGCCAUUAAAGACCUUGGGUCAUCCUUGACUGAUGUCCAGUCACGACAGAUUUCUGCUAAUCUCUGGACUGUGGCAUAUGAAGAAAACUGGUGCAGAUAAAACACUAACUAGGCAAGAAUGAAUCUUCACAUUGAUCUCUCUGUUAGACUUUCAGUAAUACCGAGACGAUGAAUUUUGUACAAAUGCUAAAAACUUGCAAUUCAUACAUUUUAAUAUACAGAACCCAAUCAAUCUUUGGCUGCAUAAAAAAUCAGCAAUGUAUAAUACCCCUUCUAGAUUAAGGACUGGAGAGUCUAAUCCUUCCAUUCCAAUUCAUUUAUCCCCAACAGUAAAACAUGGGCUGUAAGGAAUUUCUACAACAGUAGUUUGGAAGCAGGUUAAUGGAGGUGUUCAGCAGAUUAAGUAUCAGGUUCACUAAGCAAAAUAAUUGAUAAUAAAAAAAAAAAUGUUACAAAAGCCUGAAGCCAUAUCAAUACCAGGACUGCUGACCCCUGCCUUAAGAAAUAUAAUUCUUUUUUUUUUUUUACAUUUUUUACUUUUAUUAAUUAAUUUUAUUACAAUUCUACUGUGCGACUAAUUGACAACUGCAAAUAAUAUGUAUAGAUCUUUUUUCAUAUAAUAAUUCAUAUAUCACUUAAAUGUCAAAGGAGAGCAUGUUUGGCCAACUGGUAACCCUUUAAUGAAUUUGUGUGCCAUAUAUUGUAAUGGUGUCUCAUAGUUGUCUCUUGUUUCUGCAUGAUGUGCCAUGGUGGGGCUGUGGUUAGUAUGGCUGCCUGACAGAUCAAGUUUUCUGGGUUACUGAAUCCCAUUUAUGUUUUUCCCGUGUGAAAUUUGCAUGUCUGCAUGGGUUCCUUUCCAGGUACUUUGAUUUCUCUCUCACAUCACUUAAGACAGUUGUGUUACUUUAAUUGACAAUUCCAACUAGGCCAAAUGUGUAUGUUUCCAGUAAACGGACUGGCAUACCUUUACCUCAUGUUCAGAUUACUGACAUAUAAUUAGAGAAAAUUAAAAUAGUAAUCAUAAAAUGACACAAGAACACUACUAUUUUGUAAAUAAAGGUGCUGCUCUGCAAGCCUACAUUUUUGUUUAAUAAAAUGUAACAGAUACACAUUUUCACUAGUCAUAAUGAAUUAAAUGGUGCGUUUCCUUCAUAUAUUUUCCUUCAAAUAGCUCUUUAUACAGAAGGAACAACUUUACAUAUCCUAACGCAUAUUAGGAAAAAAUAAAACCUAAAUCCAUGCUUGGGUAAAAAGAUGGUUUUUAUUUCAACAGUUCCAAUUUUAGCGAUCUGCCAUGACUAAAUUAGUCAAGAAACCUGAAUGAAGUUGACCAGUUGUGCAUCUGAGGGAUAUUAAAGAGUGGAACCACCAUGCCUAUGUUUGGGACUGCAUAAACAUCACAGCACAUUACUUAACAGAUUUCCAGCUGUCUGUUUAGUGAAAUCAGUAAUAAAUAAGCAAUAAGCUCAAAGCAUGUUAAAUGAGGUGCAUAUCUUACCAGUGACCAAUUAGGACUACUACUGGUGACCACCAAAAAAAACACUCAGUGUGGGUCCUAAUGUGUUUAUAUUCACUGCAGUUAAAGCAUUUCAUUAUACUGUAUUUCUUAGGGUGCUAUUGCUUUCCCCAAAUAUGAUAAAAUCCUUAAAACUUAAUUAAAAAAAAUAAAUUAUGACAAUAACAUUCACUAA